This is a messenger RNA of Gavia stellata (red-throated loon), 1350 nucleotides long. RefSeq names its product ubiquitin associated protein 1 like (gene UBAP1L). The transcript is spliced from 5 exons. Lineage: Eukaryota; Metazoa; Chordata; Aves; Gaviiformes; Gaviidae. Gene Ontology annotation, cellular component: ESCRT I complex. Bases 19 to 1350 code for a protein of 443 amino acids. Gene Ontology annotation, biological process: ubiquitin-dependent protein catabolic process via the multivesicular body sorting pathway. The record is from RefSeq and is a predicted model, not a curated record. Gene Ontology annotation, molecular function: ubiquitin binding.
AGAAAUCAGGCAGCGGCGAUGAGCUACCUGGAUGAAGUUCCCUUCCGCAUGGCCAGGAGCCUCGACGGGGACCCAGGGGGAGAAAACACUUCAAUCACCGCCCCGGCCAUCGACCUCCCCGACUGCGCCGACAUCCUCAUGAGCACCAUGCACGACUUCUCGCUGGAAAGAAAAGUGCUUUACUGGGUGGAGGUGGCCUCUCAGCAGCAAACCUCCCGGCAUCGGGUCACCUCCGAAGUCGUCCCCACGGCUCCGCCGUGCUGGUUGUUGCUGGUGGACUCCGCCGACAGCUACGGGGGGAGAGCGCGGGACGGGGCGAUGCGGCGCAGUGUCAGCCUCAGCGCUGCCGACGGCAGCUACGGGCACGCCAAGGGCAGAGGCGCCUUGUCCGACACCGAGAGCGAGACCUGGCACUCGGAGGAGGACGAGUACUCAGAGGAUGACGAGUACUCCUCGACCUCCUGGGAAGAGAACGACAAGGAUGAAAAGGUUUCCAGGAGGAGAAACGCUGGGAGAGGUGUGCCUCCACGUCCCAGCUUUUACCAGACCCGACCAAAGACAUCACCCGGCUUGCUGGAGCCUUCGCCGGAGAAAAGCGGCCACGACCCAGCCAGCCCGGACACAAGGAAGCAGAGGAGAUCCAUGGUGAUAUUUAACAACAUGAAGAACGAGCUGGAGGCGGCCAGGAGGAAGCUGGCUGCUUUCAUGAAUCCUUUGAACAGAGCCGCCACGGAGAACGGAGGGGUCCCGCUGCCACGGCCGCUCUCCCAGCGACCCCGCGCCAGUCGCAGCGUCAAGUAUGGGCCAGGCCCGGACGUGUCCCAGCUGGGGACCUUGGUGCCGGCUCCUCCGGCCGCGGCCACGCCGAUCCCCCCGAUCAAACGGCAUAAGCCCACGGUGCCGUCCCUCAGCCCCUACGCCUGCCUCCCCCCUGCCUCCACGCCUGCGCGACCGCUUGGUUCCCACAGAUCCCAGCCGGAUUCGGCGGCUGACCUGCUCUCGGCGCUAAGCCAAGAGGAGCGAGACCUCAUCGAGCCCGUUAUAGCCUUGGGCUACCCCACCCGCAAAGCCAUCCUCACCCUCCAGAAGACUGGAAGGCAAAGCUUAAGUCAGUUCCUGAGCUACCUCAGUGCCUGUGACCGGCUGCUGAAGCAGGGCUACGAGGAAGGGCAGGUGGAGGAGGCCAUGGAAAUGUUCCAGUACUCGGAGAAAAAGGCAGCUGAAUUCUUGCAUUUGUUAGCUCAGUUUAACGAUAUGGGGUUCCAGCAAAAUGAAAUCAAAGAAGUUCUUUUGCUUUGUGGGAAUCAGAGGGAGAAGGCGCUGGAAGAGCUCGUGAUGAAAACCCAGUGA